CAGAUCACGUGAUGCAAGCGCACCUGUAGAGGCCAGGUUUGGAGUACCUGCGCGCUGGGCGUGGAUGGAUGUUGGUUUGCGACUGCGCAUAUUUGGCUUGUUAUUCUUGGACGACGCCACUCGGUUGUUCAGGAUCAGCUUUAUCACAAGGAGGAUUGUGCUUUUUUCUAAGAAGUUUGAGAUCCAGAAUCAUUCCAGGAUGCCAAGCCACCGGCACAGCAACCAUCUGUACCCACCAAGUGGAAGUAAACACAAACAUAGGCACAGUGAGCCCAUGUCAAACCCAACCUUCUCCUACUAUAAAACAGACAAGAACAUUCAAUUCUAUCGCUGGACUUCCCCCCCAGGUGUGAUGAAGAUACUGUGCAUUAUCAUCGUCAUCAUGUGUGUGGCCAUCUUUGCAUGUGUGGCCUCAACUCUGGCAUGGGACUAUGACAUGAGUGUCAUGGGAGGUGGAACUGGCCUGAUGCCGGGUUUAACCGGUGGAUACGGCAGCAGCUACAGCAGCACUUACGGUGCUGGUCUUGGUGGCAAUUCUGGCAGCUAUGGCUAUGGAGGAACACAAAUUGACCCCAAAUCUGGCAAAGGCUUUAUCAUUGCUAUUGCAGCCAUUACUUUCAUAGCCACACUGAUCAUAUUUAUCUUGGUGAUUUCAAGGCAAAAUGCAGCCCGGUCUUCAAAGUUCUACCUAGCAUCCAUUAUUAUCUGUGCCAUUUUAGCAUUUUUGAUGCUUAUUUCCACCAUCGUCUACCUGGUGUCAGUGAACCCAACUGCACAAUCCUCAGGGUCUAUGUUAUACAACCAGAUGAUCCAGUUAUGUGCACAAUACCAGACACAGACUCAGGCCCAGGGUAUCUUCAUCAACCAGUACCUUUACCAUUACUGUGUGGUGGAGCCCCAAGAGGCCAUAGCAAUUGUCUUGGGCUUUCUGGUCGUUGUUGGCCUCAUCAUCUUACUGGUGUUUGCUGUCAAGACUCGCUCACUGAUCCACCGCUGGGGCCAAGACCGAAUUCUCUGGGAGGAAGUGAAGAUUAACUCUGCUCCCCACAACAGUGUUGGAGAGUGGGUAAGUAGGAAUGGGAUAGA
Messenger RNA from Poecilia latipinna (sailfin molly), 1086 nucleotides. Its product is annotated as occludin-like. The record is from RefSeq and is a predicted model, not a curated record. NCBI's taxonomy places the organism in Eukaryota, Metazoa, Chordata, Actinopteri, Cyprinodontiformes, Poeciliidae. Gene Ontology annotation, biological process: bicellular tight junction assembly. The transcript has 4 exons. The annotation marks the transcript as partial. Gene Ontology annotation, cellular component: bicellular tight junction; cytoplasmic vesicle; apical plasma membrane.